Messenger RNA from Zasmidium cellare ATCC 36951, 1200 nucleotides. RefSeq lists its product as uncharacterized. The record is from RefSeq and is a predicted model, not a curated record. Gene Ontology annotation, biological process: regulation of transcription by RNA polymerase II. Gene Ontology annotation, molecular function: DNA-binding transcription activator activity, RNA polymerase II-specific; zinc ion binding. The transcript is spliced from 2 exons. NCBI's taxonomy places the organism in Eukaryota, Fungi, Ascomycota, Dothideomycetes, Mycosphaerellales, Mycosphaerellaceae. The coding region runs from base 1 to 1200 and encodes 399 amino acids.
AUGGCUCCUUCACAAGGCCGUGGCAAACCAAGAACGUAUCAUACAAAAUCAAGAGGAGGCUGCAUCACUUGCAAGAAGCGACAUAUAAAGUGCGACCAGAAGCGUCCGGCAUGUACCAAUUGCACCACUCGACGACUACACUGCCCUUUCCAAGACACGGCAGUCGUGAGGACAAGCACGUCGCCAUCGGACCACAAGUCGCCUGCGCUGGUGCCGUCGCCUUCAGCGAUCGAAUCUAACGGCAACGAUGCAUCACCUACUAUUCCACAAGGGGCGACGGACAUAUGCCUUAUCCAGUUGGACCUCUACAAUCAUUUCGCCUUCCACGUGUGUCCCACGUUUACUGGCCAGGCCCGACAUGACGAGAGCUAUCGGAAUUUGAUGAUCAAGACCGCGUUCAAGUACCAUUUCGUUCUGCACGAGAUGCUUGGACUUGCGGCUCUUUCGAAACAUCUGUCAUGUCCCAACGAGACGUACAAAGCACUAGCCGCAUCGUUCCAGGAGAAGGCGAUCGCCGGUCUAGACGAUAUCCUAACCAAGGUCGAUUCCGAGAAUUGCGUCGCGGUCAUUACCUUCGCCCACCUGAUCGGAGUCCAUUCUUUCUGCGACACCUUCUCCAUGGGUCCCAACGUCACAUUUUCAGAUUUCCUCGAGGCCUUGAUCGGCAGUGCUCAACUACUCCGCGGCAUCAACGCCGUGGUCCGCCCCUUUUGGAGCGAUUUGGCAGCGACAGAAGUCGGUGAAUUCAUGAAAGAUGCGAUAGCACGGCGCGAUUCCUACGCCGACCGGCCUGGAGACGAAACGGCGUCGCUGCUGAUGUUGAUCCAGAAUGCAGACAUCAGCGAGUCAAGCCGACAGACGUACGGAGACACGAUCGUGUGGUUGCAACGGUGUUUCGAUGAGGUUCGAGCUCUGGAGCCGGAACAUCGUGCGACUACGAACACGGCUUUUGUGUGGCUUAUCAUGUCGUCGCCUGCGUAUCUCCAGCUUCUGGAUGAGGCACGACCGGAGGCGUUGGUGAUUCUUGCGAAUUUUGCUGUGGUAUUACAUUACCGGCGCGAUUGUUGGGCGAUUGGGAAUUCGGGGUACACUCUGUUGAGAUCGAUCAUGUCUCAUCUGGGUCGGCAGUGGAAGCAGUGGCUUGUAUGGCCGCAGUCGCAAAUUGGCAUCGACCAUGUGGACGUGGCUAUUACGCCGUGA